AUGUUCGCUGAUGUUGUUUAUAAAAGUGAUCACGAAUACAUUCAAGACUCUGAAGAUAUUGAAGCCGGUCUUCUCGUAUUCAUCCCAUGUUUCAUUGGUUUAAUUAUGACAUUGAUAGCGCUCCGCGGAUUUUAUGUAAUUCCCGCGAUGAAUUCCUCUUUCGGAUAUUUGACCAGAUAUCAAUUGUAUCCUCAAAUCAUUGCGUCAUUGAACAGUGGAGGAUUUUACUUUUUCGGUGUUGUGUUGUAGGUUUUUUCUCCCAAUUAAAAAAAUAAUAACGAUUUUUAAGAGAUAUCAAAUUCAUCCUCAACAAUUCCAAAAUCUCUGGCCUAAUUUCUACAACACUUAUCCCGUUGCUUAUCUCCUUACACUUUCUAAUUUCUAUAAAUCGGUUUCUCGCCAUUACUUCACCUUUGUACUUUACUACUAUUUUCAAACCCAAAUAUCGUCGAAUUUAUGUUUUUGUGUGUUAUAUUGUUUCAAUUGUUCACACACCAAUCUUCACUUGGUAUUGUGAGUUUGAAAUUGAAACUUGAGAAGUUAAAGGUGAUUAGACAGCUAUUCCGGUUGGCCGAGACCACCCACAAAACCGUCAGAGUUGACCUGAACUUGAACCAAAAGAAAAAAAUAAAUGAAAUAUUGUUAUAAAAUCCUGUACGCAAAAAUGCGUCACAUUGUUUGCACAAAUUUUACAUUAUUUUUCAGAUAACUGUGGUUAUAAGUUCUACCAUUAUGGUUGGGUAUUCUCAUUCAUUAUUUCUGAUACUUGCGGUCCUAAGUUCGAAAUAUUAUUGCGAACUGUUCAAAGUGUUAUGAGCUGUAUAAUUGUGAUUCUCGACAUGGGAACAUUCAUUUCUCUGAUGUUCUUUGCGGUGAGAAAAAUCAAAAAUUAAAAACCUGAACGUUCAUGUUAAGAAACGAGUUCUCAAAACCAAAAGUGUCGAGAUGCGUAAACGCGAAGUCAAUUUCGGUCGACAAGUCGUUAUUCAAGGCUUCGUCGCCAUAGUCUACGGUAUUUUCUACAGUUUUGCUUUCCGCUGGAUACCGGGAAAUGUUCCCGAGACGUGGAGAAUAUUCUGGACAUCCACUUUUAUCGCUAGCCUACUGCACAUUGUCAGCACGUAGGGGUUUUUUUUGCUUGUGAGAGGAUAAGGAGUAACUAAUUAAUUUUCAGUGGAGUGAUUUUCCUAUUCAAUGCCGAAUUCUCGAAUUGGUUGCUGGCUAAGAAAAAACGAACAAUGCCAGUCAGCGUGUUCAAUGUGACAUAA
This is a messenger RNA of Caenorhabditis angaria, 1268 nucleotides long. The record is from the annotation of a GenBank genome assembly. NCBI's taxonomy places the organism in Eukaryota, Metazoa, Nematoda, Chromadorea, Rhabditida, Rhabditidae.